AUGAACAGCAAUACUGCAACGUUAUCUGAAAUGCUAAAAGAAUUACUUCGAAGAAUUCCCAAAGAGCCAACUGUCGUCCAACCAAGAGAAGUUGCGAGUGAAGUGGCAUAUGGAAAACGAACAAAGCAAAGUUCAGAUUAUUAUGCUUACGCCAGUGCCGCUGUCGAUGGAAAUUUAGACACACAUACACAUACAGGACUUGACACUGCACCUUACUGGGAGGUUGACCUAGGCAAAGCAUACAAGAUAGAAAGGAUAGAAAUUUUCAAUAGGAAAGGUUGUUGUGGAGAACGACUUCACGACUUGGACAUAACAAUUGGAUCUGCACACAAUCAGAUGUAUUUGUGUACGCAUUACAAAGGACCUGGUCGCAAUGGAGAACAUCUCAUAUUCACAUGUAACGAUAAUACCAAAUAUGCACGUUACGUAAGGUUAACGAUCAAGGGGAGAGAAUAUCUCCAUGUUGGUGAAGUGAAAGUUUAUGCAUUAAAUGGCUGA
Messenger RNA from Mytilus trossulus (common blue mussel), 498 nucleotides. RefSeq names its product fucolectin-6-like. The record is from RefSeq and is a predicted model, not a curated record. NCBI's taxonomy places the organism in Eukaryota, Metazoa, Mollusca, Bivalvia, Mytilida, Mytilidae. The transcript is spliced from 3 exons. The coding region runs from base 1 to 498 and encodes 165 amino acids.